GUAAUUAUUGGUCAUGAAUUGGUGAGAAAAGAAGAUUUAUUUAAUGUUCCUUGUCCAUUUUCGUUGUUGGAAUUUAUACUGUGCAUUUAUGCUCAGAUCUAAAAUCGUGGCUAUUACAAGACGUCAUAAAAAAAUAUAUUAAAUUACCAUAUGAAAAAGACAAAUAUGCAGUUUUUCCACUGAUACACAUGAUGUAAUAUGUAUCUUGAUACAAACAGAAUGGCCCAGAAAUUUUAUGCAGUCGUUGAAUUUGAAGAUGGACUUCAAGUGGUUCCAAGUACAUAAUUGGUUAGACAUAAAUGUGAAAGCCGUCAUAAAAGCCGUGUGGCCACAUUUCCUUAGCGAUAGCAGAUAUUACAAAGCCGUAAAAUGUAUGGAGAUACCGGAAUCAACUUGGAAACAAUAUACCGUUUUAAAAAUCUAUUGGACAUAUCAAAAUUAUGAAGUCGCAAGAAGAAAAUUGAGACAAGCUGAGGAAAUAUCCGAUCUUAACACUUCUGGUACGGAACAAGAAGAAGUACAGAAAAAGUCUAGGAAAAUCAGAGCUGCUAGAGACUUGGACGUACGAGGGGCACUACUUAUAUUUUGA
Mycetomoellerius zeteki is the source of this 589-nucleotide messenger RNA. RefSeq lists its product as uncharacterized. Bases 236 to 589 code for a protein of 117 amino acids. The transcript is spliced from 2 exons. NCBI's taxonomy places the organism in Eukaryota, Metazoa, Arthropoda, Insecta, Hymenoptera, Formicidae. The record is from RefSeq and is a predicted model, not a curated record.